GCCACAACCUCGAUAAGCCUCGAAUAUUCGCGCACGACUGCAGAAAAUUUGGGGGAGAAAUCUCCGAUCAAUUAGAAUGUUGCGGCAUCUGACCAACGCGAUCCGCGCUCAGCGGCUGGGUGCCCCUGCGACCGUCGCUGGUGGCGGGCUGCAGCGGAUGUACCACGAGAGAGUGGUGGACCACUACAACAACCCCAGGAAUGUCGGUUCGUUCGACAAGAACGAUCCCGCUGUUGGAACGGGUCUUGUUGGAGCACCGGCGUGUGGCGACGUGAUGAAAUUGCAGAUUAAGGUUGAUGAGCAGAGCGGGAAAAUAGUUGAUGCGUGCUUUAAGACGUUCGGCUGCGGCUCCGCCAUAGCCUCCUCCUCCGUUGCAACUGAAUGGGUGAAAGGCAAACAAAUGGAGGAAGUACUGUCAAUCAAGAAUACGGAAAUUGCAAAACAUCUUUCUCUUCCGCCAGUGAAACUACACUGCAGCAUGCUCGCCGAGGACGCAAUUAAAGCAGCUGUGAAGGACUACGAAGCGAAGCAAUCCAAAUCGAAGCCUCUGUCUCAAGAGGCUGCUACCCCUGCUGGGGAGAAAGCUGCAGAUGCUUGAACACUUGCUGUAAGUAUACCGUAUACCCAACUUUAUUGUGUCGUAAUGCUUUUUAUACUUCUUGUUGACACCUUACGUCUUUUCCGGGCGUGUCCCGUCUCUCGUUUCUGUAAUAUUUUCUUGGGAAGUAUUAGUUGUUAUUACAUUGUGGAUUUUUUAAGUGUCUUAACUAGAGAUCAUAUGGUUAUUCUGCUUUA
Molecule: messenger RNA, 795 nt
Organism: Andrographis paniculata
Lineage: Eukaryota; Viridiplantae; Streptophyta; Magnoliopsida; Lamiales; Acanthaceae
Product: iron-sulfur cluster assembly protein 1-like
Exons: 3
Coding region: 77-598 (173 amino acids)
Biological process (GO): iron-sulfur cluster assembly; intracellular iron ion homeostasis
Cellular component (GO): mitochondrial matrix; cytoplasm
Molecular function (GO): ferrous iron binding; 2 iron, 2 sulfur cluster binding
Source: RefSeq, a predicted model, not a curated record